AUGAAGGAGAGGACGAUGGGACGGAAUGAUGUUCGAGAGCGGGCGAGCGCGACGCACGUGAGUAAUCUGAGCGCGGCGGCGGCGAGAGAGCUCAAGCACUGGAGCGCGACGAGCGAGGCGGAGCGAAACGACCAAGCGGCGACGAAGGUGUUCUGUAAUCGAUCGCUGAACAUGAAGCGAAUAGACGCGAUUGGAUUCGAUAUGGAUUAUACGUUGGCGAUGUACAAGCCCGAGACGUUCGAGAUGAUGUCUUACGAGGAGACGGUGAAGAAACUCGGGAGCGAGUACGGGUAUCCGAGCGAGGUGCUUCGGGAGUUUACGUUUGAUCCGCACUACAUGGUCCGGGGAUUGGUCGUCGACAAGAAGCGAGGUAAUAUCUUAAAGAUGGAUCGACACAAUUACGUCAAGGUGGCGUAUCACGGAUUCUCCGCGCUGGCGACGGAUGAGCGGUUGGCGACGUAUUGCGAGACGAGCAAUCGUCCGAGCUUUGACGGGCCGGCGUUCAGCGCGUUGGACACUCUCUUCUCCAUGGGUGAAGCGUACUUAUUUUCGCAGCUCGUCGAAGCGAAGGAUUUGGGAAAGUUUAGCGACUUUUUCGAUGGCAAGUCGUACAUGCAAAUGUACGACGAGAUUCGCGCCGCCGUGGAUCUGUGUCACAGAGACGGAAGUCUCAAACAGGCGGUGGCGGAGAAUCCGGAAAGGUACAUUGCCAAGGACGAUGGUCUGGUGCCUCUGUUGAAGGGUCUGCGGGCGAGCGGUAAGCAAGUGUUUCUACUGACAAAUUCUCUGUGGGAUUACAGUAACGUGGUGAUGAAUUACAUCAUCGACGGACACGUCGGCGACGCGAAGACGCUCGAUUGGCUAAAUUUGUUCGACGUCGUCAUCACUGGAAGCUCCAAACCCGGGUUCUUCGCCAACGACUCCUCAACAAUAUUCGAAGUGGACACUAAAACGGGGCACUUGCGUAAUACGGAUAACGGAGCGCCACUGACGCCGAUUGGAAGCGUACAAGACGUCACGCACAAACGAGCGCUCGCGCGAGGAUUGAGCGUCGUAGGCGCCGGGCCGGCGAGGGUUUACCAGGGUGGAUCCUACACCCAUCUGCACGCAAUGUUGGGUAUAGAAUUUGGAUCAAGAUUACUGUACGUCGGGGAUCACAUCUACGGCGAUAUUUUGCGCGCAAAGAAGCAAAUCGAUUGGCGCACGAUGCUCAUCGUUCCCGAGCUCGCGCACGAGAUUGAGAUUUUGGAGGCAAAUAAAGAGAAGCCUCACGCGCUGAGACGUCUGCGGACGCUUCGAGACGCGCUCGACGAUCAAGUUGCGCGGCAUUCCUGGCUUGCAGAGCAAACCGAUGAUUCAGCGAAGAAUAAGGCGGAGCUGCAGCGCGCGCAGCAGUUAUCGGACGCAGCGCGCACCGCACAUCGCGAGGGUAUGCGAGCGUAUCAUCGCGAAUUUCAUUACGUUUGGGGUCAACUCAUGAAAGCUGGUUCCCAGAACUCUCGAUUUGCGUUCCAGGUGGAGCGAUAUGCGUGUCUGUACACGUCUCACGUGCGAAAUUUGUGGGGCUACUCUCCUCAGAAAGUGUUUCGGGCGGCGAGUGAUUACGCGCCGCACGACUUGGACACCGAUGAGGAUUUUCACGAUUUUGACGCGGCGGCGUUGACAGAUCCCGCAUCUACGAUCGAGUAG
Messenger RNA from Ostreococcus tauri, 1689 nucleotides. RefSeq names its product HAD-superfamily hydrolase, subfamily IG,5'-nucleotidase. The transcript has a single exon. Gene Ontology annotation, molecular function: 5'-nucleotidase activity. The coding region runs from base 1 to 1689 and encodes 562 amino acids. The record is from RefSeq and is a predicted model, not a curated record. NCBI's taxonomy places the organism in Eukaryota, Viridiplantae, Chlorophyta, Mamiellophyceae, Mamiellales, Bathycoccaceae.